Messenger RNA from Aphis gossypii (cotton aphid), 474 nucleotides. RefSeq lists its product as uncharacterized. Bases 58 to 474 code for a protein of 138 amino acids. The record is from RefSeq and is a predicted model, not a curated record. Lineage: Eukaryota; Metazoa; Arthropoda; Insecta; Hemiptera; Aphididae. The transcript is spliced from 2 exons.
GAAGAUGGAAUAACAUUUAUUAAUUCAUGGGAACAGAAUUUAUUGGAUCAAAAGAUUAUGGAAUCCGAGUUUUUAACAAAACAAACUGCUGAUGGCCUACUAGUGACAAUGAAAUCAACCAUUGAACUAGCGAAAUAUUUACUACAGUCUGGAUUUCCAUAUGUGUUAUCGAAUAAAAUGAUCCAAGAUAGAUUAGAACAAUUUUUUGGAAUGGUUUGUCAGGCAUCAGGUCCAAACGAUCAUCCUAGUUCUCUAACAUUUAUACAUAUCUAUAAGAUAUUAUCGUCAUAUUCCAUUUUGAAGCCACCAAAAUCUGGAAACUGUACUAUUUUAGAAACAUCAUCACCUAAAAUUACAUCAUCUGAAAUUAAACAAAUUGUUGAUACAGAUUCAUCUGAAAGGGAAGCUAAAAUAAGAAAUUUAUUCUUAUUCUUUAUUCUUCAACCACACAAGAAGCAACUUUUACAAAUAUGA